CGCUUAGGGGAGAUCACCAUUGACAUGUAAAAUAAAAUGGCGACAGCGGGAAUGUACGAUUCCCUUUCAGAUGUUGAUUAUCUUGUAAUGAGAGCCAGACAAUAUUCUAAAACAGACCAAUACGCGGCUAAAGCUUGGCUUAUCACAGCAAAAUCUUUAUUUCCAACAUCUUUUGUAAUACAGUUUGAAUCUUAUCAAGUAGAAAAGGCUGGGAGGAAUGUCAAUGAAGCUGCAAAACAGCUUGAAGAAAUGUUUCGAAAUUUCCCAAAUGAGCGUCAGCUAUGGGAGGAGGUACAAAAUGUUCUGGAAGCAUUACAGACAGACUCCAGUGACCAGCGCCAAACAUUUCUCACAGAAAUAUUUGCUGCAAUCCCAACACACAUUCAGUGCCAAAUGCUGCUCAGUGUAGCUGACAAGAUAUCCAGUACCCUAGAACAAUGUCGGCUGCUUCUUCUGGCUAUGAAAAAUUUCCCCAAUCUUGUGCAAGAACAUGGGUUAAAGCUGGUUGAUCUGCUAAUAAUGGAGGAAACCAAGGUUCCUGGACUCCCAGCAGUCAACUGCUAUCGCAAACUACUGGUGUGUGAUGUCAUGCCACUGCUAUUAAACCGUGGCCUUAAGCAGAAGCUGCCUGCUGAUGUUCUUUACAGCUGGUUACGCCGUGCUAUAGAGUUUUACAUCAGUUAUGUAACACAGCCCUCGAUUGGUGACCCUAGUAGUAGUGUAGGGGCAGACUUGCUAUCACCAACCAAGGCCUCUAUAAAGCGGCUACCACCAGUUGCAGGCCUGCUAGAGCGUGAAAACCAAGUCAUUGACCCAUGGGGCAGUCUCUUCAAUCUUCUGCUGUUGCUGGGACAUUGUCUUGAUUGGGAAUUUGAACCAGAUAUCUUCAAUAAAAGCAGGGAAGUCCAGUGGCAGUAUAUAGUUUCACAGUUCAACAGAGCCAAGCAGACUCAUUCUGACGGUGGCUACAAGCAAGUUCUGCACAUGGCAGUGGUUCUGUUUAUUCAGAGUUUUUACUUCUACGUCAGUCAUGUUGAGGCAAACAUUGCUGCUGGAAAUUCUUCAGGAGGGGCUACAACUCCAGUUGUCCUCAUAGAAGGAUUUCCACCUGACAUGGAAGAACAUGUACCACACCCAAGAGUGAAGAAACAAAAGACAGAUGGUUCCAACCAGCCACCUAUAUAUCCUUCAUCAAGUAUUAGCAAUGCCCAAACACUAGUCUCCAAUUUCACCAUGGCCCUUAAGUGUUUUGAACUGCUGAACACCAGGGAGGAGCUUAGAAGAGAUUUCCUGUCAUUGUAUGGAAAGUGGAACAAAGAGACCUGGGCCUGGAUCAGCAAUCUUCAGAUAGACAUGGCUCUCUAUCAGGGAAAUUUCCAGGAUGCUAUAGCCCAGAUCCAGAACUUCUUAGACACAGCUUCAGGGAAGAUGAAGGUACGUUAUGCCCUUCAGCGAGCAUGUUGCCAUUAUUGCUUGAGGAACUAUUCUAAGGCCUGUGAACUGGUUCUGGACCUUAUCCAGACCAUUCCUGAGAAUGACAGUUUGGAUUGUGAAGAUGUAGAAAAACCUAACCCAACAGGAUCUGGUCGACACUUGCUUAUGUUGCAGUGUACAGAGAAGGAGAUCUUGCCUUACUGUAUUCAGCUUCUAGUUGCAAGCCUGAAGGAAAGAAUGUACUCAACACACUGUUCUGAUGCAGUGCUUGCACACCUGAUCAUCUUGCUGCAGAAUGACUGGCCUCAACAAGAAUCUCUGUUUCUUAAUGUUAUCAAGCAUAUUCAGCGGCAGGGAUCGUUCACAUACAACAUGUUCUUCUCAUAUGUUUUUGUGGUUGACAUACUGGAGGAGUUUGCUUUUCUGGACACAGCAGAAGGUGGUCGUAUCAACCUGGACAUACUGCCAACUAGCACCAAGACACUUGCGCAGCAGCGAACAGUUACAAGGGGAGUAAACAAAGGGGUAAAAGAGGAUUUCCGAGCAGCCCUUGAGAAACAAGUCGGGCGGCUACAGGAGCCUUGCCAGCGGAUCAUCAGAAAGUUUCUGAGAGAAGAGCGAACAGCUUUCUUGCAGAAUAUGUGACGCAGAUGGGUGUGUUUGGUGUUCAGUCCCAUGAUUGAAGAAGUUGUCAUAUUACAACAGUUGUGUGUUGAUUCUCUGAAGACUUUUCAUAGACACUUCAAAGGUGAAGGUGUGCAGAUACUGUCUGCAUGAGCUAUUGUGAGAUUAUUCAAGAGCUGAAUGGAGGGUAAGACUUGUCACAGGAGAAGAAGAGACACAGGAGUACAAGACAUUGACUGUGUACUACUGGUGUUUUUAGUAGUCUUGUGCAUGUUUAGACUUGUCAGAUGCUGGAUGUGAAAAUGCAAGUGUAAACAAAAUGGCAGAGUGUUUUGGGUCUACUGAACCUGGGUUAAUUACUGUGUAAUUCUUAAGUGAUGAUGACAAUUCAAGCCCAUUAUGUUACAGACAAUCUUAGGAUUAAGGAUGGUGAAAGA
Molecule: messenger RNA, 2495 nt
Organism: Pomacea canaliculata
Lineage: Eukaryota; Metazoa; Mollusca; Gastropoda; Architaenioglossa; Ampullariidae
Product: integrator complex subunit 10-like
Exons: 17
Coding region: 37-2079 (680 amino acids)
Biological process (GO): snRNA processing
Cellular component (GO): integrator complex
Source: RefSeq, a predicted model, not a curated record